This is a messenger RNA of Talaromyces proteolyticus, 2157 nucleotides long. RefSeq names its product P-loop containing nucleoside triphosphate hydrolase protein. NCBI's taxonomy places the organism in Eukaryota, Fungi, Ascomycota, Eurotiomycetes, Eurotiales, Trichocomaceae. The record is from RefSeq and is a predicted model, not a curated record. Bases 1 to 2157 code for a protein of 718 amino acids. Gene Ontology annotation, cellular component: cytoplasm; microtubule; membrane. Gene Ontology annotation, molecular function: microtubule binding; GTPase activity; GTP binding. The transcript has 4 exons.
AUGGUCACACACGGUAAAAAUAGCCAUGACUCACUAGCAGAUCCGGCAUUGCUGGAUAAAAUUGACAAGCUUUUCGCUUGUAAUGUCGGCGAAUAUAUCAAUCUUCCGCAGUUAGUUGUGGUAGGAGACCAGUCGAGUGGCAAAAGCUCCGUCUUAGAAGGCUUAACCAAGCUAGCUUUCCCUCGUGAUAGCGGUCUCUGUACUCGAUUUGCAACGCAGAUCAUCUUUCGCAGAGUGGAGGGCGUUGACAGAAGUAUCACAGCAACUAUUAUACCAGGGCCUAACGCGGACAACCCUUCUGAGUUGCAGGAGUGGAAAGCUACGGACCUGCAGGCUUUGAGCCCUUCGUCAUUUGUAGAGAUGAUGUCAGAGGUUCAUACUCUGAUGGGACUUUCUGUUACAAAAGAUGAUACAAUGCCAACUUUCUCGGAGAACGUCCUACGAUUAGAGAUUUGCGGACCGGAUGAGGACCAUCUAAGCGUGAUUGACGUACCGGGAAUCUUUCGAAACACAACGCCGGGAGUGACGACCAAGGAAGAUAAGGAUAUGGUCCGAAGAAUGGUCCUUGACUACAUGGAAAAUCCGCGGUCAAUCAUGCUAACUGUUGUGCCAGCAAACGUGGACAUCGCAACGCAGGAGAUCAUCGAUAUGGCUCGAGAAGUGGAUCCAGAGGGUAGAAGAACACUGGGAGUGCUUACAAAACCAGAUUUGGUGGAUAAAGGAGCAGAAAACAAGGUGAUUGAUCUCGUGGAGGACAAAGAGAUGAGGCUCAAACUAGGUUGGAUUAUUGUACGCAAUUUGGGUCAGAUAGAACUACAGGAUCUUGAGAUCGAUCGAGAUGCGGCCGAGGAGAGAUUCCGCCUCACCGCUCCAUGGAAUACUCUGGGACGUGACCGAUUUGGUAUCAAAGCCUUGAAAUCCCGUCUUCAGGAAACGGUCACCGCAAAUGCCCGUGAGGCAUUUCCUUUGGUCCGAGUUGAAAUUGGGAAGCGACUUAAAGACUGUCAAGAUAAGCUUCAAGUAUUGGGAGCAGAACGCGAGACUUCAGAACAGCAAACCAGAUAUUUAUUAGGUGUCAUGAGCUCAUUCCAGGAUAUCACACGACAGGCUUUGAGCACAAAUUACAGUUCAAACGAUCAAUUUGAUAUUGACCUAAAUCUACGACUUGCUACUAAAAUUGUUAACCGAAACGGCGAGUUCUCCAAUGAAAUGGACGAAUGGGGUCUCAAAUAUAGCUUUGCUCAGGAUGGCUAUGACGAUUCUAGUCGUUCCGACGCCGAGAUUGAUGAUGAGUCUGAAAGUGAGGACGAGAUCCCUAGAGUGCGGCAGUUGAACACCAGAAAGACCACCCCUAUCCCCGGACUUGAGGAUGUCCUGCACGGCUUGGAAGAAGGAGCCGUAUCCCCAUCUUGCGGCGGGAUAUAUUCCUGGAUCGAAAAUCAGUAUCGUCAGUCACGAGGGUUCGAAAUUGGGACUUUCAAUUUUACCCUCCUUUCGACGAUCAUGAAACAGCAGUCAGCCAAGUGGCCCAUUAUUACUCACGGGUAUAUUAACGACAUGAUCACUAUGACGCACGGCUUCAUUUUAAAAGCGUUGAAUUUGGCCUGUCCUAAUUUGAGGGUUCGACACAAUCUGAUGUCAUUUUUGCUGGACCGACUCUUGGACCGGUACAAGGAUGCCAUUAACAAAGUGAAUUAUCUUCUCUUAGUUGAAAGAUCAGGCACCCCGAUGACUCUUAAUCAUUAUCUCAACGACAAUUUGGAAAAAUGCCGACAAAAACGUUUCACGUCCGUAAUAGAGAAAAAGGCGUUGAGUGAUUGCACACAUGGAAAGGUCGUUCGAUUUGAUGAUAUGACUCAUCAACAUCAUAUGAGCAAUGAGAAACACACUGUGCAGGACAUCCAUGACAUUCUACAGUCCUAUUACAAAGUAGCCCGGAAGCGAUUCGUCGACAGCAUUUGCAUGCAAGCCGUGGACUAUCACCUUGUUACUGGCCCGAAAACUCCCAUGAGUUUAUUUUCUCCACACCUAGUGGGCAACUUUAGCAAAGAGCAGCUUGAGGAAAUUGCUGGCGAGGAAGGAGCACUGAAGCGUAAUCGGCGCCAACUUCGGAAAGAAAUUCAGGAUCUUCAGAAAGCCAAGAAGAUUCUAUUCUGA